GACGCGAUCACGGGGUCCCUCCCCGGCGCCAUCGCGAUGGCCUCCCUCCGUGUCUCGGGCGCCCUCCUGGCGCUCAUCUUCGCCGCGCUCGUCUCGCUCGCCUCCGCGAGCAAGGGCGUCGUGCAGGCGGGCGACGGCAACUUCGAUCGCGUCGUCCUCGGCAGCGGCAAGAACGCGUUCGUCAAGUUCCUCGCGCCGUGGUGAGGCCACUGCAAGUCGAUGAAGCCGGACUGGGACAAGCUGGGAGGACACUACGCCGACCACCCAUCCGUGCUCAUCGUCGACGUGGACUGCACCGCGGACGGACAGGGCACCUGCCAGCGCAUGGGCGUGCAGGGGUACCCCACCAUCAAGUACUUCAUGAGCGGGGACAAGAAAGGGAAGGAUUACAAGCAGGGGCGCGACUUCAGCUCGCUCAAGAGCUUCGCCGAGUCCAAGCUCAACAAGCCGGUGUGCGACGCCGCCACGAAGAAGGGCUGCGCGAAGAACGAGAUCGCGUUCAUCGAGAAGCACGAGGGCAAGAGCGUGGAAGCGCUCAAGGAGAUCGCAAAUCAGAAAGCCGACGAGCUCAAGGAGAUUCGCAAGGCGCGCUCCGAAGCCGAGAGCGAGCUCAAGCGGAAGCAACGCGAGUGGAAGAAGCAGGAGGGCGCCAUCAACAAGGCCACCAACAUCCUCAAGCAGAUGCAGAAGACCGCCGCGUAAUAUGAUAUGAUAGCGCGCGCGCGCGUCGAUCGGAGGAGGAAAGAUGAUCUGAGGGGCUCGUCGUCGCGUCGACGGGCGCCCGCGGUACGACUACUAGAAAUAUUCGCCCGUCGGCUUCAUCGAAGCGCCGGCGUCGCGACGGGAACGGCGUAGGAGACCGAUGUGAACCCCCGCCCAUAAAGUCGAGCAGCCACUCGACCGGGGCGGAGGGCGAUGGAGUCUCGACGAAUGCGCCUCCCGCGCGAUCAGACCGGACGCGGCCGGCGAGCGAACGAGCGAACGAGCGAACGAGCUCGCUUAGAAGACGGACGCGACGACGACGUCAUGUUGUCGUACAGUAAGGAAAAAACGUCUACCAAAA
Messenger RNA from Micromonas pusilla CCMP1545, 1063 nucleotides. The record is from the annotation of a RefSeq genome assembly. NCBI's taxonomy places the organism in Eukaryota, Viridiplantae, Chlorophyta, Mamiellophyceae, Mamiellales, Mamiellaceae.